AUGGACACUGGCAGCGAGCCUGUGGCCAGAAGGGACUACAAGUCCGAGCUGGACCCACUGCUGGUCCGCUCCAAGCUCACAGGUCGCGGCCCCCUAACCCCAGGGUGGCAGAAGAGGGAGCGGCCUCUCAUGUGUGCAUACAAGGUGGUGCGAGCCCAGGCGGAGUAUUGGGGUGUGCAGAACAGUGCAGAGCGGCUGCUCAUCAACUCGCUCAGGCAGGCGGAGUACUGGGGUGUGCAGAACAGUGCAGAGCGGCUGCUCAUCAACUCGCUCAGGCAGAUAUUCCUGCGAGCGCACAAGAACUGCUUUGGCCUCGUAGACUACUGGUUCGCCCCAGCCCUCUCCCACACGCUCUCUCUUCCCCACACUCUUGCUUCCUCACCCUGUCUGCCCACACGCUCUCUCUUCCCCACACUCUUGCUUCCUCUCCUCACCCUGUCUGCCCCUCUCUCUUCCUCACCCUGUCUGCCCCUCUCUCUUCCUCACCCUGUCUGCCCCUCUCUCUUCAUCAUUGCAAUCACCGACAAGAACAAGCCUCAGGUCCCCGUCCCAAAGCCCCUCCCUCCUCCCGAACCUGCUGCCGAGCCUGUUCCAGAACCUGCCUCCGAACCUGAAGGUCGUAGCAAGAGGGACGGGUUGAUAGCGGGCGGUGUGGAAGAGGGGAGGGAGGGGAGGAGGGAUGGGAUGCUGACAAGAGGGAGUGAGAGUGAGGGAGGUGAGGGGGAGGGGGAAGGGGAGGAGACGGAGGAGGAAUCAGAGGAGGAGGAUGAGGAGUGGGAUGAUGAAGUGGAGUUCUACGAAGCACAGAUGCAGUGGGCGGCCGAGGAAGAACUCUUCGGAGAGAAGAUGCUUUCAGACCUGGGUCAUCCGCUCUCCCUCUGCUUGGAGCAGCCCCCGCCCCUCUGCCCCCUCUGCUGUGCGCGCACACACCACCAGGGCGGGCAGCUGGAGGGGAGAGAGAGGUCGGCGGAAGCUGGCAGGGCAGUGCAAGAGUGUGCGCCGGCUGUGUUCUGUGUGUCGUGUGGCGAGUUCUUCUGCCACCGCUGCUUUCACGAGUUCCACAUCACGCCUCGCUUGCAGCAGCAUGCCACACACCCCAUCGCUUCUUCCCAGACGAUUCCUCCUGCCGCCCCUGCUGACGCACAGAAUGGCUACUCUCUCCACUCAAUCAGAACCUGCCACGUGGCAGCACAGACACUGUCCCCACGCCCCCUACCACCACCAGUCACCGCAUUGCACCCAGCGGCACCAGCACAACCACAAGGCAAGGGAGGGGGAGAGGGAGGAGAGGGAGGGCAUGAUGCUAGCGGCUCGAGAGGUGAGAGCGGAGGAGAGGAGGACGAGAGGGAGAGGAGGGAGGGAGGAGAGGGAGAGGAGAGGGGAGGAGAGGAGGAGCAAGGAGUGGAGGGGGAAGGGCAGCCUACUGGGGAGAGAUGGGGUCGCAGGGGGAGUUGGCGUAUGGGGAGAGGGGGAGAAGGGGGAAGAGGGUUUGUCGGAGGAGGGGGGAAGGGGAGCAGGCCAUCCGUCUCUGCCCGGCACUCUGACUCCGCCCUGGCUCACAUUGACCCUCCCACCCCUCUCUCCACCUCUCACCCUCCCUUGCCUUCUUCCAACAUAUCCUCUCAGCAGCCGCAGCGGCAGCAGCAGCAGCAGCAGCCAGGCACCCAUUUGAACGCUCACCGCGCCUUCUCCUGGAUGGGUCCUAGAGUCUUCUCCCGCUCCGCCUCCUCCCCCACCCUCUCUCACACUCACUCACACACCACUGCUGCCCCACACUCGUCCGCUGCUUCUCUCACUUCCACUCUCUCUGCUGCCGCUACCAAUUCCCCUGGUCCUCUGUUGCCAGUCUUCCUGGCAGCAUUGCAAGCUCAGCAGCGGCUGUUGCUGGCGUUGCUCCUGAUUUGCCUGAAGAUGAUGUUGUGUGCUGGUGACUCAGCACCUGGGGUUGCUGAUGUGACUAGCUGCUGGCAGGACAUGCAGCCACAGCAGCUGGGGCACUCGGAGCGACUGGCCUUCUGGAUCAACGUGUACAAUGCACUAGCCAUGCAUGGCGUAUCUGGUGUAAUGGCCAGCCACGCAGCCAUACAAGCGAGUCAUGUUCAUGCACAAGGUUUGACUCCUCUCUCCCCUCCCCUCACUCCCCCCCUCUCACUCCCUCCUCCUCUCUCCUCUCCCUUUUCCUCCCCUCACUCCCCACCCCUUAUUCCCCUCCACUCCCCUCCCCUCACAUCACUCCCCUUCUUUCCUGCUGUGACACAGCCCCCACGCCUGCGCUCCCAUCACUGUCCCUGCCCCCCUUGCCCCCUCCCCUCCUCCCCCUCCCUUCAAAAUCCCACACAAAAAUGCUCACACACGCACGAAAGUAUCCACUACCACCCUGCUUUUCCCCCUUUUCCAGGCGGGUCUGCUGCCAGUGCAGCGCUACAGGCGGGGGGACGUGCGUGGCGCUACAGCCUGGCUCUGCACCCUCGUCACACCUCCUUCCCUUCCCCACCGUCCACCCUCUCAACAUUCUCCUCUCAGGCGGGUCUGCUUGCCAGUGCAGCGCUACAGGCGGGGGGGACGUGCGUGGCGCUACAGCCUGGCUCUGCACCCAUCGUCACACCUCCUUCCCUUUCCCCACCGUCCACCCUCUCAACAUUCUCCUCACAGGCGGGUCUGCUGCCAGUGCAGCGCUACAGGCGGGGGGACGUGCGCUACAGCCUGGCUCUGGACCGGCCCGAGCCUCUCGUCACUUUGCUCUCAGCUGUGGCUGCGCCUUCCGCUCCCCCUGUAAGCCUCGCCUCCCUCUGGCCUCCUCACUCUCACCCCCCCUCUCCAUUCCCUCCCUCCUCUCCCCUUUUUACAUGUGCUGUUUCUGCCCUGGCAUUUACACAUUCGCACAUUACUUGCCACUGUGCUAUCACACCCUCACCCUGA
Molecule: messenger RNA, 2919 nt
Organism: Closterium sp. NIES-65
Lineage: Eukaryota; Viridiplantae; Streptophyta; Zygnematophyceae; Desmidiales; Closteriaceae
Source: the annotation of a GenBank genome assembly